Molecule: messenger RNA, 1342 nt
Organism: Colletes gigas
Lineage: Eukaryota; Metazoa; Arthropoda; Insecta; Hymenoptera; Colletidae
Product: protein phosphatase 1 regulatory subunit 42-like
Exons: 8
Coding region: 122-1249 (375 amino acids)
Molecular function (GO): protein binding
Source: RefSeq, a predicted model, not a curated record
AAAAUGAAAUCAUUAACGUGCAACGUAGAACAAUUAUGCUACUUUUGCGCAUUUCCCUCGAUGAGCGUAUUAAAAUAGAAAAAUAUGAGACUCGAAACAAUUGCAAUUAGAAAAAUUAAUAAUGGAUGAUUUUAUAGAUAACAGAGAAACAGAAACUAAUAGCAAACACGAGUUAUACUUAUUCUAUUCUACAGUUGCCUCGUUUGAAAAUUUAUUAUUCACCAGGCAAAAUAUUUCCAUUUUGGUUAUAAUCGGUCAACGCGAUAUUUUACAUUCCUUGGAUGCAAUUUCGGAAUUAACUCACAUACAGGAACUAUGGAUAGUCGAAUGUGGUAUCAAGGAAAUACCGCUCUUCAAGCAAAAUUGCCCACUGAAGAAGCUUUAUUUGUAUUCCAACGAAAUAUCUUGCAUAUCGAAUCUAGAAGUUUGUUCGUGCUUGACGACUUUAUUUUUAUCGGGAAACAAUAUAUGCAGCCUCCAGAGUCUUGAUAAAUUGACUUUAUUGGAAGAACUAAAUUUGGCUAAUAACAGAUUGAAAAAAAUAGAUAAAAGUUCCUUCAAGAAAUCAGAGAUACGUUAUUUAAAUUUAGCAGGAAAUCAUUUGAGCAGCAUAAGGAAGAACCAGAACUGUUUAAAUAAUGAAGCAGAGAAUGAUCUACAAAGUAUAAUAUCAGAAGUAGAAUUAAAUAAACGGCAAUUUUUAGAAAAGAAACAAAUGGCAAUAACACAAUUUAAAAUCUUUCAGCAGCAGUUGAUAUUUGAUAUGGAUUAUUGUGGAAACAUAAAUUUUGUCGAAUACAAUGCAACAACUGAGAACAUGGUGAUCGAACUAUGCAAACAAUUUUUAGAAGGAUCAUUGUGUUCCGUCAUAAAACAAGAUCUAGGUAUAACCGGUUUAAAAAUACAUAAAGUAACAGAAGUAAGAAAUAAAGAAAUUAAUUGCUUGAACGUUUGCAAAGAAGAGUUUGAGGAAAGUUUGGAAUCAGACGAAUGCAAUAUUAUCCUAAAAAUUUUAAUAUCACCCGGGGUGACUGAUAUUCAAAGUUGGCCUAUUAACUUUUUUAAACAUGCUCCAUUUAAUAAAAACAAAUUAAUGGUAACUAAUUGUUUGGCAAUAGCAGAUGCAGAUUGGUUGCAUAAAGUGUCCUUAAUGAUGGAAAAUGGGAAAUUAAGUUCACUUAAUGUUUGUGAAAGGCGACGUGUUUGUAUACUUAUGCAAACAUCUAUUUUUGGCUCUACAAACAAGUAAUAAUAGCACUAUUGUUUUUAAUAUUUGCUAUAUUUACUAUAUUUCUGCAGACUAGAGAAUGCUAGUGACUAUUUACAUAUGAAACAUUCAAAU